AAUUUUUAUCAUCGUAAAUACAAACGAAAAUAUUAACUAGUUUUUUUAUAAAUUCGGCGAUCGACUGUCUUUCUUUCAAAGGUUACAUCACGGUGACUUAUAUGAAAGAUUUUGGUUCGUUGUAAGGCUCAAUGUCAAGAAGAUUUCGCCCUGCAUCGUUGGGUUCCCAAAGUGGGAUUUACAGCGUUCGUGGAUCUGAAUUGGCCCGGAGUGGAAACACAACUCCUAAUAAAAUCCGAUGUGUUGUGGAGCUUUUAGAUGAUUCGGAAUUUGUGAUUGAUAUUGAUAAACAUUCCAGGGGUGACGUUUUGCUGGAAGCUGUGUACAAGCAUCUUGACUUGUUGGAAAAGCACUUCUUUGGUCUUCAAUAUGUUGCUGAUUCUCCAGAAAACUUGCAAUGGCUUACUUCUGAAAAGCAAAUCAGGAAACAACUGAAACGUGGUCCACCCUACAUAUUUUAUUUUAGAGUGAGAUUUUUUGCCUCAGAUCCUUCCAAACUUUCUGAGGAUGUAACAAGAUAUCAAUUCUAUCUUCAAAUAAAACGAGACCUUUUGACUGGAAGAUUGCCAUGUUUGUAUGACACUGCAGCAGAAUUAGCUUCCUAUGUACUUCAAGGUGAACUUGGUGACUAUGACUCUAGGACGAUGCAUGAGGCAUAUGUGUCUGAAUUCCGUUUUGUACCCGACCAGUCAGAGGAUUUUGAAGAGAGGGCCGCAGAAUUUCACAAGCACCAUGGUGGCCAAAGUCCAGCAGAUGCAGAAUUCAAUUUCUUGGAGGUAGCUAAAAAUCUGGAUCUCUAUGGAGUAGAUCUACAUUUUGCCAAGGAUCAAGAUGGCCUUGACCUCCAUAUUGGAAUUUCACCUCUUGGUUUGACCGUUUACCAUAACAGAUGUAAAAUUAAUUUCUUCCCAUGGUCAAAGAUUGUAAAAGUUUGUUUCAAAAGGAAAAGAUUCUUUGUUCAGAUACGACCUGAUUGGAAUGAAUGGACUGAUAAUGUCAUUGGUUUUCACAUGCCAACCUACAGAGCAUGUAAAACACUGUGGAAAACCUGUGUUGAAUAUCACACUUUUUACAGGACCCAUUUUCCAAAACCAACAAACAACAAAAGCACGCUUGUUAGGAUCGGCUCCAAAUACAGAUACAGGGGGAAAACGGAAUACCAAGCGAUAGAAGAAGGCAGAAGACAACCCAGAACUGAACCUAGGAUUGUGAGGACUCUCAGCAGAAGAUACUCUAAAAGGAAUGGCGACGGUUCUCGGCGGAGAAUUGACCUUGAUCACGUGUUUGACAAAGAUGACAUGGCAUUUAACGACAAAUCCGCUAGUCUGAAUUACUCGUCAUCUGUUCCGUCAAACUUUGACAAAAUGAACCACUCUUUAGUUCGAAGCAAGAGCCUUGGAAUGGCAGACGCCGAUGGACAUAUGAAUCGAUUGAAACCUGUUCUAACGCCAGAAUUACAUAGAAAUGGUUCUGCUAAUCAAGAAGGUCUCAUCACUGUAAGAAUGGAACCAGAUGAACAAGGACGAUUCGGUUUUAACGUCCAGGGUGGAGCUGAUAUCGAUUUACCAGUAAUUGUGUCCAAGAUCGCCCGAGGAAUGCCGGCGGAUAUGUGCAUGCCGCAGCUCCAAGAAGGAGAUGAGAUUGUCCACAUUAAUGGAAGAAAUGUCAUGGAAAUGCCGCAUCAAGAAAUUGUGGAUCUUAUUAGAACAAUCAGCAAAUCAAACCGACGACUAUUAAUAAUGACAAUAAGACCAUUCGUUUUCGCAAAUUCUGCUCCGUCGCCAGUGCAUGUUGUGAGUCCGGAGCAGUUCGCCGCAGCUGAACAGAGACACGAGCAGGAAAAGGUUGUUGCCAAACAAGUGAAAGAGAAAGAAGUUGUGAAGGACGCUGAAGCUCUUCGUGUUUCAAUGGAUCAACUCCGAGAGAAUCUCGAAAGCGGCGAUCUGCUUGUGUACUUUCAGGAAUUGUACAGAAAAAAGCCUGGAAUGUCCAUGGAAGAAGCGAGAAAGCCCGAAAACCUUCCGCGUAACAGAUACAGAGAUAUUUUACCUUACGAUGAUACACGAUGCAAACUGUAUAAAGGAAAGAAUGACUAUAUCAACGCUAACUACGUCACGAUGGAAAUUCCUUCGAGAAGAAUACUUAACAGAUACAUUGCUGCCCAAGGUCCACUGGAGAAAACGUGUGGGGAUUUCUGGCAGAUGGUGUGGGAGCAAGAGGCAUCUCUUAUUAUUAUGUUGACUACCACUGUGGAGAGGGGAAGGGUGAAGUGUCACCAGUAUUGGCCGGAAGGAGAGGAAACGCUUACCUUUGGAGAUCUAGAAAUAAUCUGCACCAAAAUCCGUGACUUCUCACCUUCGUACAUUUACAGAGAAAUGUAUGUCACCGAAACGAAGAGUCUUCGAAGCCGUGUAGUUGUUCAGUUACAAUACAUUGCGUGGCCGGACCAUGACGUGCCGGACGAUUCAACAGAUUUUCUGGAGUUUAUUCACAUUGUUCGUCAUUACAGGGAAGGAACAAACACUCCUACAGUGUUGCAUUGCAGUGCCGGUGUUGGUCGAACAGGUGUCCUAAUCUUUAUGGAAUCAGCAUUCAACAUGAUUGAAAGCGCGGAACCAAUUUAUCCGUUAGAAAUCGUUCGAAAAAUGAGAGAUCAAAGAUGUUCGCUUAUACAAACUCCGGGACAAUUUAUAUUUGUCCUGGAGGCUCUGCUAAAAGCAUACGACGAGGAGUCGGUGAAACCGUUAUAAGUGCCAAGCACUAAAACAGAAUCUUUCGCCAGUGAAAAUCCUCGACAGGGUUAUACAGCUCGAUGGCUCAACUAUGGAGGUUAACAUGAGAAAAUUCACGGGGUAGGACCGAACCGACCUUUGAAGGAAUCAGAAGGAUGUUGAGAUCAAAACUUUAAAGAAUCAGUGAAUCAGUGAGUCACUUCAAUAUUUUUGGACUCGAGGCAGAAAAUUUGCACUGUUGGAAAUAUUUUCCAUCGGCUUUAAGAAUUCAUCGAAAGAAGACAAAAGCCAAGUUAAACACGAAAGAAAAACUUUUUUGUUUUGCUUCUGUUUGUUUUUUAUUCGACGUUCUAUUUGUCUUUAACUUUUAAGCGCACAAAACCUUGACUUCAUAAUUUUGAGCUACUUUUUCUAGCUUUUAGCUAGUAUGACUGUCAAAAGACUACGUGACAGUACAAAUUUUCGGAAAUGCUUACGGCAAUCUUUACAUUGUAGCGACUUUUACCCUACGCGUUUUGUUCAUAGCAAUUUAUUUAUGCAUUUUACCCUCAUCCAUAUCAUCUUGAUGUAAGUAUUCCAAUUUUUGAGAGUGAUUCAUUUUCACGUUUUGAGAUUACAAAAUCGCUUUUGAUUGAUUAAUUGUUGUAUUUUCAGCGCUGGAAAAAUGAAGCUUUCAAAAUUUUGUGAUUCUUGUAGAGUUCAACGUCAAAAAUUGCUCACUUUUUUAAGAAAUUGAAGUCGUCGUUUCUUGUUUAAAAUGGAAACUUUUACGUCUAGGAUAGCAUUUUUGUUAGUCAUUUAGUGUCAUAAAUGACUGCAAGAGAAGUUAUCAUAGUCAUGGUAGCUAUACCUGAAAUGAAUCCCUGAGAAGUACGCAGGAGCAAUGUAGUUUUUAUCUCCGCUGUUAAGAAUUAUAUGUGAAAUGAUCGCGUUAUGAGGUUCAAAAGAGUAACCCAGCAUUUCGCAAUUUUUUUUUUUAUCAAAUGUGCUUUGCCUAAGAACGCUGCCAUUUUGAAUUCUACUUGGUAACCUGGUCGCUGAACUGUGACGUACAAAGUCGUGCUUAUAUUUUUUUUCCACCUCAUGGCGAUCUGGGUUUCAACAAUUAGGAUUUAAAUAUACAAGCAUUAGUCAUUAGUGAUCUAUUUAAUGCGGAGGUUAAAAUUAUAUGGUUUCUUAAACUCUAUGUUAACUUGCAUAUCUUGACAACUAUUCGGCAUUCUUUCAGCUAAUUGAAAGGUUUCAGUUGGGUUUCCUGAACUCCACGGCGUGUUCAGUUAACUUUGCACAACUAUUCAGAUAUUUAUACUCGUUAAAAAGUAUUUUGUAAAGAAUAAUAUAUAGUUCAACAAGAUGAAAUGUCGCUCUUUAAUACUGGAAGUGAAGCGAUAUCAGUCCGCUCAGAAUUUAUCAUCGAAAAACCUCGCAUUUCUAAUCUCUGCUGUGGUGAUCAGGUAAAUUCAUUGAAUGAUCUUGAAUGUAUGCAGUGAAAGCAACUGCGAUUGAAUAGUUUGAAGCUUUGAAAAUAUAACUUGCUCUAUUUUUAUCACUAUAUUUAUUGCUUUUACCGUACAGAACCGUCUUGUCCAACAAUGAUCAAUGCUUGUUUGUGAAAGUGUCACAUCUAAUGGCUCUCUUUCAAGUAGAUUUGAAAGUAAAAGAAUUUUUAAAUCAUA
Messenger RNA from Stylophora pistillata, 4408 nucleotides. Its product is annotated as tyrosine-protein phosphatase non-receptor type 4. Gene Ontology annotation, molecular function: protein tyrosine phosphatase activity; protein binding. Gene Ontology annotation, biological process: protein dephosphorylation. NCBI's taxonomy places the organism in Eukaryota, Metazoa, Cnidaria, Anthozoa, Scleractinia, Pocilloporidae. Gene Ontology annotation, cellular component: cytoskeleton. The record is from RefSeq and is a predicted model, not a curated record.